Aspergillus vadensis CBS 113365 is the source of this 1088-nucleotide messenger RNA. Its product is annotated as NAD(P)-dependent alcohol dehydrogenase. Gene Ontology annotation, molecular function: alcohol dehydrogenase (NADP+) activity; zinc ion binding. Bases 1 to 1083 code for a protein of 360 amino acids. NCBI's taxonomy places the organism in Eukaryota, Fungi, Ascomycota, Eurotiomycetes, Eurotiales, Aspergillaceae. The record is from RefSeq and is a predicted model, not a curated record. The transcript has 3 exons. Gene Ontology annotation, biological process: alcohol metabolic process.
AUGGCUGCUUCCGAUUACAAGUUUGAGGGCUGGAUGGGCCUUGACAAGAACUCCGUCGGCAACAUGGUCUGGCAGGAGUUCGAGCCCAAGCCCUGGGAGGAGUCCGAUGUCGACAUCAAGGUCACCCACUGCGGUAUCUGCGGAUCUGACUUGCACACUCUCAGAAGCGGUUGGGGCCCCACCAUGUACCCCUGCUGUGUCGGUCACGAAAUCGUCGGUGUCGCUGUUCGCGUUGGUUCCCAGGCCGAGGGUGAUAUCAAGGUUGGAGACCGUGUUGGUGUUGGUGCUCAGAGCGACUCUUGCCGCGGCCGCAACGGUGACUGCGAGGAGUGCGCCUCUGGUCUUGAGCAGUACUGCCGCCACUCCAUGGUUGGCACCUACAACGGCGUCUACCAGAACGGCGGCAAGUCCUAUGGCGGUUACUCCCUGUACCACCGCUCUCCCUCUCGUUUCGUUGUCAAGAUCCCCGACGCCAUCCCCUCCGCCCAGGCUGCGCCCAUGCUUUGCGGUGGUAUCACCGUGUACUCUCCCCUGAGACACUACGGCUGCGCUCCCGGCAAGCGUGUCGGUAUCAUCGGUGUUGGUGGUCUCGGUCACUUCGGUAUCAUGUUCGCCAAGGCCCUUGGCGCCGACAAGGUCGUUGCCAUCUCUCGCAAGAACAACAAGAAGGAGGAUGCUCUGAAGCUCGGUGCUGACGCCUACAUCGCCACUGAUGACGAUGCCGACUGGGCCAAGAACAACGCCCGCUCCCUUGACCUCAUUGUCUCUACCGUCUCUUCCUCCAAGAUGCCCAUGGUGGACUACGCAACUCUGCUCGACCUCGACGGUUGCUUCGUCCAGGUCGGUGCUCCCGAGGACGGUGCCCUUGAGAUCCCUGCCUUCGCUCUGAUCGGCAAGCGUGCCAAGCUGGGAGGUUCCCUCAUCGGAGGCCCCAACGAGAUCCGUGAGAUGCUUGCCCUGGCUGCCGAGAAGAAGGUCCAACCCUGGAUUGAGGAGCGCUCCAUGAAGGACGCCAACAAGGCCGUUGUGGAGAUGGAUGCUGGCAAGGCCCGCUACCGCUACGUCCUGAGCAACGAGCUGUAAGCAAC